Misgurnus anguillicaudatus (oriental weatherfish) is the source of this 2011-nucleotide messenger RNA. Lineage: Eukaryota; Metazoa; Chordata; Actinopteri; Cypriniformes; Cobitidae. The record is from RefSeq and is a predicted model, not a curated record.
UGAGUUACAUUGUUCGUUUCACUCGUGUCUCAUUCAUUUCCACUGUUUUUCUGCCACCACAUUGCGCGUGACGUAACUGUGACGUCAACUCGCAAAAGGUCUAUAAUAAUACACCCCUAAAUGAAUGCAAAACACUAGUUAUAGCCUUAUUUACUAAAUUACUUUAUUACUGAUGUUAUUAUACAUUUGGGAAACUAAUAGGCUUGCUCAGGUUUUGAUAAAGAGCUCUGCAUGCAGCAACUAUUAUGGGAUGUUGGCGCAAUUAAGCAGGAUCAACUGAGAGAUCGACCAAUCAGGACUCAAUCACCGGUUUGGCGAUGCUGCAUUUGCUACGUGAUGUCUAGAACAGUCCAAAGGAGUGCUAACUAAAAGGUGUGGUCAAUCAUGCACUUGUAGUGCAAUUAAAUUGUUUUUAAUACGUUUUAAACAAAGUUGCUCAAGUUUAUAGGAUUGAAGUAAUAGGGACAAAUUAUGUCAAACGUUAAUUUUGUAUAUUUGUGUUAAAAGCAGGACGCGAAGAAAUUGAGAACUUGUCUGGAAAUUGUCAUCUUUUAAAGGUAAAUAUGAUUACAUUAUCACAUUUCUUUUUCUUUUUUAUAUGAGAUUUUUAACAGGCAAAAUACUUUAUAUGCUUCAGAUAAGCAUAUGUAGUUUGUAGGUUGUGAAAUGUUUUUAAACGAUCUCCUUGGUUUAUAGUUUAUUGAAGCGUUUAAAGAUAAAUGUCCCUUCAGUAUUGAGUGUGGUCUUCGGCUAGCAGAGAAAUCCCAGACUGCAGUGGUCAGACACUUUGGCUUGCAAAUACUGGAACAUGUGGUCAAGUUUCAGUGGAAUAACAUGUCACUGCACGAAAAGGUCCAGUUGAAAAACUGCACAAUGGGAUUGGUAUCAAACGUGAGCAUCAUGGAAAUGUAUUUCUUAAAAAUCUUUAUGCAUGCUCUAAGGAGAUUUCUUUCUCACGUGUGUUGUAUUCCGUUUCAGGGUGUGCAUCCGAUUUUGGAGGAGGAAUGUCACAUUAAGGAUGCCCUGUCACGAAUAGUAGUUGAGAUGAUUAAAAGAGAGUGGCCACAGCAAUGGCCUGAAAUGCUCACGGAGAUGGUGGAGCUGACCGCUUUGGGGGCUAGGAACGCUCACAACCCGGACAACCGGCAGAAAGUGGCAAAAUUUAUGUGCCGGUUGUUCGAGGAGGCGUUGGUGGGGGUGGAGGUGUCGCCGUCUAAGCCGGCCGAGGAGCGGCAGCUAUCGAAGAGGCGGGCCAAGUCCAAACACGGCGGGAAGGCCAAGCGUGCAAAGAGGGCCGCCUCUCCGUCCGCCUCUCCGCCAGACUCCCCGCCGUCGACGAGCGACUCUGAGGAGGAGGCCGUGCAGUAUCAGGAGUCGGGGGUGUCCUCGCUCGAGUCUCCCUUGAGCUUGUAAGAGUACCCCAGCCACCUCGAGCCCGAGAGCUCGGUGGCAGCCUCCUCCUCCGAGCCUUCGGCCGUGCCGUCCCCGGCGGGGUCGUCCCCUCGUAGGAGUCUGGCGUGGAGACUCCUCCGAGCCCGCCUCAGAGCCCGCUGCCUCCGAGCCCGCCGCCUCCGAGCCAGCGGCCUCCGAGCCGGCAACACGGCCUAAAAGAGUUGUCAGGACCACCAGGAGGAAACCCAUGGUGGUCCUGUCACCUCUGAAGGUGUGGCCGGUGAGGAGACCUAGUGCGUCUUACCAACUGUCCGGCUUGGCCAAAGCGAGUCGUGCGCGGGCUAAGGUGCAGCGGGCACUAAGGGAAAUGAAAAAAUAGACAUUUGAAUAUUUUGUGUUGAUUUGUCAUAUGUGUUUUAAAUCAGUUCUUAUAAUAUGUUUUUAAUCAGUUCAAAUAAUAUGUUUUUAAUCAGUUCAAAUAAUAUGUUUUUAAUCAGUUCAAAUAAUAUGUUUUUAAUCAGUUCAAAUAAUAUGUUUUUAAUCAGUUCAAAUAAUGUGUUUUUUAAAUCAGUUCUAUUAAUGUGAUAUAUGUGUUUUUGUUAUUAAUAAACGUUCAAAU